Sinocyclocheilus grahami is the source of this 430-nucleotide messenger RNA. Its product is annotated as canalicular multispecific organic anion transporter 2-like. Gene Ontology annotation, biological process: transmembrane transport. The annotation marks the transcript as partial. Gene Ontology annotation, cellular component: membrane. The record is from RefSeq and is a predicted model, not a curated record. The transcript has 2 exons. Gene Ontology annotation, molecular function: ATP binding; ABC-type transporter activity. NCBI's taxonomy places the organism in Eukaryota, Metazoa, Chordata, Actinopteri, Cypriniformes, Cyprinidae.
AGAUUUUAUGUAGCCACGUCUCGGCAGCUUAAGAGACUGGAGUCUGUCAGUAGGUCUCCUAUAUAUUCUCAUUUUUCGGAGACCAUCACAGGCACUAGCGUGAUCCGCGCCUACGGCCGAAACACUGCCUUUGUUCUCUUGAGCGAUAUGAAAGUGGACGAGAACCAAAAGAGUUACUACCCUGGUAUUGUUUCCAACAGGUGGUUGGGGGUUCGCAUCGAGUUUAUCGGCAAUUGCAUUGUGCUGUUUGCUGCUCUGUUUGCUGUGAUUGGGAAGGAGAAGCUCAGCCCCGGAUUGGUCGGUCUGUCUGUGUCUUACGCUCUGCAGGUAAAAUCACACUCAUUACGUACUGUAUAAGCACAGGUCAUGUGUUCUUUGGAUGAGGUAAAAAAGGUGAACUUCACUAAUCAUAAUGCUGAGCGAUAGAUAA